AUGGAGUGCGCUUAUGGACCACUACUUGGGCAGUCGCCAGCCGUUUGGUCGACAAGUCCACCUCUUCUUCUGGGUGCUUGCGACAAGUUCAAAGCCACCGCGCCAUCAAAGUGCCAGCGACAAGUCCAUGCUGCCGCCCUGACGCAAAUCGCCAACUGCGACUUCAGUUUCAAGAAGGCCAUCGCACGACGCGCCGACCUUCAUCCGCACCGCGACAAGCCGACUGACGACACUCGUCAACGCCGAGACGUUAUUCAAGUUCGCGUCACCGCCUUUCUGCAUUACGACAUUACAUGG
Molecule: messenger RNA, 297 nt
Organism: Mesorhabditis spiculigera
Lineage: Eukaryota; Metazoa; Nematoda; Chromadorea; Rhabditida; Rhabditidae
Source: the annotation of a GenBank genome assembly